AUGCUGACCUCAAUAUCGAAACCGUCCACAGCCCGAAGGGUCAUAGCGUUUGUGAGAACUAUUUCCACAAACUGGUAUUAUGCCACAGAUGUCCCGUUGACAAAACCUCAUGAAAAGAAGUACAAACCAGAUACAUUGCCCAAAGAGUUCAAAAAGUUCACCACGCAGGACUCCAUAAAGUUACAAACGAUAUACACUCAGAAAAAUACAGACAAAGUCAACAUCCCCACAUCUGUUGCAGUAAGUGAGGAUGAACUGUUUGCAGUGGACUUACAAAAGAUGGAAUUGAAACCCGUAUAUUGGGAAGGUCCAUCUUACGAAGUUAGAAGGGGCGUUUGGUUUUAUUCCGACGGGACACCGCUACCUGAAAAAUUUACUCUUGAAAUAGAAAGACUCUCUAAACAAAUUGAUGCUUCCUCGGACACUGAUGAAAUUGAUAGCGUGGAAAAGCUUGAUCACGGCCCUUUCAGUGAUGGUAAGUAUGUAAUGUUUACCAGCGCAAAGGAAGCAUAUAUCUUGAAAGAUUUGGACGGCGGAACCUUGCAUAUGAAAUAUCUGAAGUCCGGCCUAGCUCAGUACUUAACGAUAAAUGGUGUUCGGAUUGUGAGGCAGGAGCUAAAUUCGACCGAUCAAGAUAAGACCGGUACUAAAACAAAGAAUGGAUCGCAGAGAGAAACCAGUAAGAAUAAAGAACAACUAUCGAGUAAAAUGCCUGAAAGCGGAACAUCAAAAAGAAAUCAGGAGUCAAACGUAUCCUGGGCAAAUUGGGACUUCUUUAAUCUAUUGCACUCUUACUGGUCCGCUCCUACUACAGAGGAUAAGAGUGAAGUAAAAAAAAUAGAGGAGGAACGAUCAAAAAGAAAGAGUGAUUCUGAUUAUGUUGAUCAGAACAACUCGCCCACCCAUUCCACAAAAAGAAAAGUGAAACAUUUGGUUUUGUGUGUCCAUGGAAUUGGUCAAACUUUGGGAAAGAAGUACGAAUAUGUCAACUUUUCCCAUACUGUGAACUUGCUGCGAUCCAACAUAAAGAAAAUUUACCAAGAAUCUGAAGAUCUUCAAACGAUAAAUAAAAAUGCUUGCACAGACGACUGGAAGACAAACUGCCAGGUACAGGUCCUCCCCAUAACAUGGAGACAUACCAUUGGGUUUCAAACGGAACCAGUAGACAAGAACACUAAAGAUCCUGACUUACCCACCCUUUCGAAUAUAACAGUAAACGGUAUUCUCCCGCUCCGCCGAAUGCUAGGCGACAUUGCAGUGGAUGUGCUUCUUUAUGAAGAGCCAUUCUACCGGAAACAGAUACUGAACGAAGUUACGAAACAACUGAAUACUGUUUACGAGUUAUUCAAAGAACGGAAUACCGAAUUCAACGGAGAAAUUCAUUUAAUCGGUCACUCUCUGGGGAGCGUUAUCUUGUUUGAUAUUCUGUCCAACUCCAAAAGGUAUCAUUUAAAUUUUGAUACCAACAAAUUUUUUUGCAUUGGGUCCCCUGUAGGUCUAUUGAAAUUAGUCCAACGAACCAAGAUAGGCCCCAGAACAUCUGCUACCAAAGCCUUAAGGAAGGUAAUUUAUCCUAGCUGCACCGACUUGUACAACUUAUACCAUGAGUGUGAUCCAGUUGCAUAUAGGAUGGAACCCCUUGUUGACCCAGAAAUGUCACAUUAUAAGCAGGCGUACAUACCUCAUUUGAAUGCCUUUGAUGGAAUAACUUCGAAGGUUUUGGAAGUGGGAAAUAAUAUUCUCGAUGGGAUGCCUUCCCCCUCUGCCGACCAGAAAGAAAGGGGAAGGAAAAAAAAUAAACAUGUUCAACUGCCGUCGGACUUAGUAAAUCUAAUGACACAACUAAAUUAUUCAGGGCGCAUUGACUAUUCAAUGACUCCUAAUGCGCUUGAAAUGGACAUGAUCGCAACAAUAAAAUCUCAUGUAUCUUAUUUUGAAGAUGCAGAUAUUGCGGGAUUCAUUUUAAGAGAACUCCUAACGAAAAGGUCACUCCAUCAAAGAAUUGAUCUCGAGCUUACUGAAGGUGGUUUAAUGCAAACUGUGAAAGAAAAUUCCUAA
Messenger RNA from Huiozyma naganishii CBS 8797, 2058 nucleotides. It is a transcript of the gene DDL1, whose product is annotated as putative carboxylic ester hydrolase. Lineage: Eukaryota; Fungi; Ascomycota; Saccharomycetes; Saccharomycetales; Saccharomycetaceae. Gene Ontology annotation, cellular component: cytoplasm. The record is from RefSeq and is a predicted model, not a curated record. The coding region runs from base 1 to 2058 and encodes 685 amino acids. Gene Ontology annotation, molecular function: metal ion binding; glycerophospholipase activity. The transcript has a single exon.